This is a messenger RNA of Micromonas commoda, 486 nucleotides long. RefSeq lists its product with no specific name. Bases 1 to 486 code for a protein of 161 amino acids. Gene Ontology annotation, molecular function: protein binding; mRNA binding. The record is from RefSeq and is a predicted model, not a curated record. NCBI's taxonomy places the organism in Eukaryota, Viridiplantae, Chlorophyta, Mamiellophyceae, Mamiellales, Mamiellaceae. The transcript has a single exon.
AUGUGCUCGAUCGCAUCCACGCGCCUGUCCGCCAAGGCGCGCCUCCGCGGCGUCUCGAUCGGAAACUCGAGCGCGGCUCGACGCUCGCCGUCGGCUGUCGUCCGUCAGCCGCGUGGCGAGUCUCUGCGCGUGUUCGCCGCGCGCUGGCUGCUCAAGAACUGCGGCCCGAAGACGAUCGAGCACCUGGGCGAGGACGUGGAGAUCCCGGGCGAUUUCGAGCUGAAGGGCCCGCGCGUGGUGGUUGGGCGCCAGGCGUCGGAGAGCGUCUCGCUCGAGAUCGCCGUCCCGACGGUGUCCGGCGCGCACGCCAUGCUGGAGGUGAGCGACGACGCGGUGAUGGUCACCGAUCUGUCGUCCACGAACGGGACCUUCAUCGAGGGCGAGGAGCUCCAGGCCGGGAUAGCCUACGAGCUCAAGGAGGGAUCCGAGGUCAUCUUCGGAGACGAGUUCCUCGCGUGCUUCGAGCUCCUCAAGCUCAAAAACUAG